AUGAACGCUCCAGCCUUUAUAGGAGGACCUGAUCCUGUGGUUGGAGAGAAUUGGGUACAGGAGAUAGCGGAGAUUAUGGUUGUACUCAACUGCACCGACGAACAGAAUGUCCGCUAUGUAGCUUUUAAGAUGAUAGGAGAGGCGAAGCACUGGUGGCUUUCUGCGAAGCUGCUGGAGGAUCAGAGGGUAGUAAGGAUAGCUCUUACUUGGAAGAUAUUCAAGGAGCUGUUCUUUGACAAGUAUUUUCCUUCAUCUGUCAGGGAGGAGAAGAUUGAAGAGUUUACUAAUUUGACCCAGGGAGAUAUGACAGUUGCGGUUUGUGCGGCUAAAUUUGCGAAAUUGUCACGUUUUGCUCCAUUUCUAGUCCCAAAUGAAGUAAGGAAGGCCAGAAAAUUUAAGAAAGGCCUGAGGUGCAGAAUCUACGAGCUGGUGGUCGGGUUUCAGUUUGAGGCCAGUCAGGGAUCAGCGAAGAAAGGAAAAGAAGCAAUGGGCUCCUUAUGUCUGAAGUAUGAUAAGAGGCAUAGGGGCGAAUGCUGGUAUGGCACUCCGAAUUGCUACAGGUGCGGUAAGCUAGGGCACCACAGGAAAGAUUGCAGAGAACCUUUGCCUAUGGUAGCUGCUCAGAAUCAGGAUCGAGGAAAACAAUAG
Malania oleifera is the source of this 648-nucleotide messenger RNA. RefSeq lists its product as uncharacterized. The transcript is spliced from 2 exons. The record is from RefSeq and is a predicted model, not a curated record. The coding region runs from base 1 to 648 and encodes 215 amino acids. Gene Ontology annotation, molecular function: nucleic acid binding; zinc ion binding. Lineage: Eukaryota; Viridiplantae; Streptophyta; Magnoliopsida; Santalales; Ximeniaceae.